Saprolegnia diclina VS20 is the source of this 5709-nucleotide messenger RNA. RefSeq lists its product as hypothetical. Bases 1 to 5709 code for a protein of 1902 amino acids. NCBI's taxonomy places the organism in Eukaryota, Oomycota, Saprolegniomycetes, Saprolegniales, Saprolegniaceae. The transcript has a single exon. Gene Ontology annotation, molecular function: GTP binding. The record is from RefSeq and is a predicted model, not a curated record.
AUGGCCAUCAAACCAGCUUCAUCGACCUGCGUUCAGCUACUUGACUUCGACGUCGUGCUCGACCACGACCAAACGCUCUUCCAGCCCACCUUGGUCGAGAAUAGCGUUCUUCCGCUGCUCCAGUCCCUCGGCUUCAGCGGCGGCGCGACAACGGUCGUCGACGCAUUGCAGCAUCUUCUUUCACCGGACGAGGACACCGACGCGCAUGUGGACGUCAUCGGCUGCUUCGGGUUGCAAGCCGCCGUUCGAACCGAACUCCUAAAACUUGGGGUUUGGUCCGAUGACGUGGUGGCCACUGCAACUGCUGACGGUGUGUACGCGAUUCAUGAUCGCGGCACGGGUCAUAUCGUUCUUUUUUCUUGGCUCCCGGUCACGGCCUACGAGCCGCCAAACCUUACGGAGCGCACCACCUUUGCGCUGCGGUUCCUCACGUCACUUACGUCGAAAAUUAUCUACUGCCUCGGCGAUAGCGAGUGGCGCCACAUCCAAAACGCAGCAGACGUCGUGUCCUCUGAGUCUGACGACUCGAUGCUCAUGUCGGACCUUCAAGUGCACGAAACGACGGUUGUGGACGCCGUGACCGAAUGCAAGCCACUCGAGUCGACGACGGCACUGACCAGCGACGACAAGAGCCGCGGCUUCGGGUCUUUGCUACCAUUGCACGACAACAACUCGUCGUUCGUCACGAUGACGACGUCGGAAGCGCAUUACCUUGACACGAACUACAAGACGCAGAAUUUUGAGCGGUCGAACAAGUUUGCAGCGUGGUUCUGGACACAGCAAGUGACGCAGCGCCUCCACGCGCCGUCGCUGCCCUUGGAGCUCAUGAAGGCCGUACUUAAAGAACGGCAUGCGUACCCGUCGCAGGAACUGACCGAACAGUCUCUCAAGUUGCAGGAGCACCAACGAUGCAUGGCAGUAGCCCAAACGGCGCUCGACCGCGUUCACAACAAGCUGCUGGCGCUGGCUCCGACGCUUUUUUGCGUUGCACCGGGUGCGACAAUUGCAUCCGAGACCGAUGCAAUGAAGGCGAUGGACAGAAUUCUCCGCGAGCUCGAGCCGGACGUUGCCAAGCGGUUGGACUUUCGUCCCGCGGUCGCUGUCUUGAUGGACGGCGAGUACCAAGAGUUUCUGCGCCGCUCCAACCCCGUCGCCCGCAGCGGUCGGCCGCUGCAGCGACCGUACUUGGCGCAAAGCGCAUUCAUGUCACGGACGUCUGCGUCACCUCACCGCCAGCGUCUUGAUGCCGAGUUGGCCAAGUGGAAGAACAUGCUCGCUCACGAGCUUGGGGAAAGCUACGUCGGCUACACGGUCCAACGUCAGCUCCAAGCAACGGACUGGAGCGCACGACUCCAGACAGCGCGCACCAAGCUUGUCCGUACGUUGUUUCGCGACGUCCUCGCCAAGCACAACGCGUACCAUGACGAGGCAGCACCCCAACUCGCUGUCGGCACUGUUACCGCACGAAGCAAGACGUAUGGGGUGUCGUUCGCCCGCUACACGCUCGCGGAUGGUGAAAAGCGUGCGACGCUUCUGCACUUGACGCGCUACCCGGACGCGACUGCCUUUCGCAUUCAGCUCCCACUGGGCGCCGACGUGGUCGUUUGCGCGAUAGAACAAUCGAAUGCGCUCGUCGUCUACCGACACCCCCAGGGCGGCGUGGCUCUCGAAACGCACCGCCUUCAGCAAGAUGCGCUCGCUCGCCUCAUCAAGACCGAGACGUCGCAACGAACGGUGCUUCGGGGGGACUAUGACCCGUCGACGCGUAGGCUGGCGCUGCUGCACUCUGACACGAAUCUCGUCAUGUACCAGCUCAACGCAACAUGGGAGCGCAUGAAAGUGCUCAAGGACUACAACCUCGCAAGCUUCAAUCCCACGAACGUCCAGCACCUCCUCUUGUGUGGGACGACCGAUGCACCGCGCAUACUGGUGGUAGAAAACGACAAGCACGACAGCAGCGCGCGCACGUAUUCACUUACGACCCGAGCGAUCUCAAACGACAUCAACUUGAGCGGGAAGCGCGUGCUCAAGUGGAAUCCAAACGUCGUGCUGGUGCUCUCGAAAGAUAGCGCAUCGAACGCGGUGCGCGUCGAACCGUUGAUGACGUCGUCCGGCAUGGAGUUUGGGGCUGCGACGGUGGUGGCACUGGACGAUGACUGGGAUUGGAACACGACGACUGCGAUGGCGUACUACGGCACGUCGACGCUCGUGUUUUUGAACCAAGUGUCGAUGGAGACGCGAGCGUUCAAGGUGUCACUGCAAUUCGACGAAACCGAAUGGAUGUACAGCCCUGAAGUCGAGACGGACCUCGACCGCACCCAGAACCAGCACGCGCUCACACCGCUCUUCCACGUGCUCGAAAAAUUCCCCGUGUCACCAACGAUUUACGCCGACGGAGAAAAAGCACAAUCUCUGCUACCCAAUAGCUUUUGCAUUCACGUGGCGACGAAGGACAUACACCAAGAAACACAGCUAAAGACGCUACUCGACCAUACGAUGACGCAGCUGCAAGACCUUGCGAAGGAGCUACGCACAUUGCAGCUGGCCAAAGACUGCACCACGUAUCCGCGUGAUGACCCUAAAGCUGUCCAGCGCAUUCCUCGCGCCCGCGUGCCGCUCGUGCGCUGGUUUUUGGAGCUGCUCGCGAUGGUGCCAAUUCAAGUCGCCCGCGCCAUCAACAACCGACUGGAGCCACUGCGCCACGGCAAGCGCAUGGAGUUUCCGGCCGCAUCGACGGUCGAGAUUGCGCAGCACAUGCAUUUCGGCCUCAUUUCGACAGUUCUUCGCCAUUGGCCCGGCAAGGUGUCCGUCAUCUCAGUCAUGGGCAAACAGUCGACGGGCAAGAGCUACUUUCUUAACCAUUUUUCGGGGUCGUCGUUCGCCGUAUCGGGGGCUCGCUGCACGGACGGUGCGUGGCUAACGUACCGUGUCCUCGGUGACGAGCUGCUUGUUGUGAUGGACUUCGAGGGUCUCGGGUCUUUCGAGCGCACGAUGCAAGAGGACGUCCUUCUCUCUAUCUUGAACGCGGCCGUCUCGCGCUGCACAGUCUUCCGUCUCGAAACGCGUUUCGAUCGCGACCUCGAUAACAUGCUAACCAGCAUACAGCAAGGUGCGUCGCUCAUUAAGGAUUACGACCCCGCCUUCAAAGGUGCGCUUCUCCUCAACGUUCGUGACGUCAACCCGCCGGACAUGCAGACCGUCAAGGCCGAGCUCGGGAGAAAACUUGCAAGCGUUCGAAACGCUGGCAACGACUUUGCUGCCACCAUGUACGUCGGUGACCCAAAGAGCGUCCUGAGCCCCGGCAAUACGAACCGCAAGUACUACAGCGCGCUCACGCAGAUGUACAAGUUCAUGAUGCACGGUGCAUUGCGCUACGAGUCAGGACGCGACUACCACGAUUGUCUCACGCUUCUGCUCGCAAAGAUCAAAACGCUGGACUGGACGUCGAUGAAGAGCGUCGUGAAAGACCAAAAGGCGCGCCAGUGGCACAACAAGGUGACAGCUGCCUUGGCCAAUGGCAAGGUGCCGAAUACUGGCGGACGGCUUGGCGACUUAGCGCCCUUAGAACAGACCCCAGAGCGGCUCCGCGAGGUCUACUGCACUGAGGAAGGCGUGACGAUCGACAUGGACCCGAAGCAGGUCUUGGCACUCGACGAGAUUGUGUUUCCAUUGACCGGCAAGGAGCCGCUACGUGCCAUGCAGUUGUGCCUGGACGUUCAGCGCAAGAGCUUUCUCGGUGACAAGCAACGAACCAAGGAGCUCGAUGCGAAAUUCAUCACCUACUGGCAGUUUGCUGUCUGGCUGCGGGAACAUCGCGUUUUCUGCUGGUACCAAAAGCUUUCGAUCAACAACCGCCCGGAGCUCGAGGGCUUCGAGAGCUCGAAGUGCGACUUCCAGAAUCUCGCAGCGCCGUGCAAAGCCAACUGCAGCGAGUGUCACCUUCUAUGCGUGCAGAUGAGUCAGCAUGCAACGAAGCCCAACGCGAGCGCAACACACAGUUGCGGCACGGACCACAAGUGUCCGCAAUUUUGCGCGCACUGCCCCGCGUUGAACGACGCACGGUCUGCACCGUGUGCGCUGAUGGCUGGCCACGAAGGACAUUGCAACUGCGCGACGGCUGGUCACACGUGCCAAAAGAUAUGCGGUUUGCAGGGCAGUCGCAAGUGCGACGUCAAGUGCCAACUGCCUGUGGACCAUGCAGGGAGCCACCGGUGCGCGGUGAAGGCGCACUUGUGUCCCCACCGCUGCGAAGCGCCUAGCUGCACUGCAUUUUGCAGUCUUGGUUUCGACGAAAACCACGACCGACACGAGUGCGGUGCAACGUUCUGCUGCCAGCCAUGCGACAUGCCAAACUGCUUCAAGGGCGGCAUUUGCAUCGGGCAGAGCCAUUUUCACGAGGCCGAGCAUCAUCAGUGCGGAAACAGCCACGUCUGCGGCCACGAAUGCGAGGUGCCGGGGUUUUGCUACCACCGGUCCGAGCCACAGCGCGGCACUUUCGUCGGGAAAGAGAGCCAAUUCGAGUACGACGUUCGACACGUGGUCGGCGAGCGCAACGCGUGCAAUGUUGUAUUGGAGCCUGGCGUGCGCAACCACGGCGGUGGGCACAAGUGCACUGCCGAGUUGCACUCGUGUCAAGAAAAGUGCCCGAGCUGCAACUACAUCUGUGAACUUCCGAUGGGGCACGCUAAUCGACACAAGACGACGCAUGGUAACAUGGUGCAAGCCGCGUUUGCGUCGUUAGCCAGCGGCCGCUUGAAGAUUAGCGAUCGCACGUACUGCGUCGGAGACUCGUGCGCGCCCGAGAUGUGCCCGCUGCUCUGCAAGGAGCUUGGGCGAGGCCACGGACAUUUGCUUCGGUGCCAAUACAAGUCCAAGGAAGAGUGCGAAGCCAACCCGACGGCUGGGCGCACCCAUUCGACGCACACCAACGCGCAAGGUCAUGCAAUGGACUCGUACCUCCACGCAGCGUACUUGGCCGAAAUCGGCUGGGAGGACGCUGUCGAAGACCGCGCCGACCGCAAUGCCUUUGAGCUGUGUCCGCAUCAAUGCCCUGCCCCGAGCCAUAGUGAUGCGCCCGCGUACUGCAUUCUGGGAGCCGGCCACACACCGGUGACAGGCCGCAACACGGCCGGUGGUCAUGAAUUCAACUGCGGGCACGUCGUCACGGGCUCCUCACAGCACGUCCUGUUCGUGCUCAGUUCGUCCAGCGCAUCGGAAGCAUCGUGGGUCGCCCUCUUGGCCAGUGUCCGCGCCUGCAUCAAGAAGCUUUCGCCCAACGACGUCAUCUCAAUUGCUACGUUUGCCUAUCGUGGUGGUGUCGAGUACGAGUGCCAACCAGUCGAAGCCAUGAAGGGCGUCAACUUUUCUCGCUGUGGCAGCAUAUUCAACUACUACUCGAGCGGGAUGAAGGAGGCCAGCGCCAUCUUUUCCCGCAACGUACUCAACCAGACGAGCCGCGCCCCUGUGAUCAUUUUCUUCACGGCAGAUGCGCCGAGGAACAAGGACGACGGCGCUGCCCUUGGCGCGGCGCUGUGGGCCGAUUACGAACGUCUCGGUCUCCGGUCAUUUUGUCUUGGGUUCGGCGAAGGUUGCCGCGCGCCCGUAACGCAACUCGCCAAUGCGUUGCACGGCAACCCUUGGAUUAUUGCCACGACGGAUGCGCUCGCGAUGGCCAUGGAUGAUAUUGCCGACCACAUUCGCUCCUCGUAA